Messenger RNA from Camponotus floridanus (Florida carpenter ant), 9252 nucleotides. RefSeq names its product protein Gawky (gene gw). Gene Ontology annotation, biological process: miRNA-mediated gene silencing by inhibition of translation; positive regulation of nuclear-transcribed mRNA poly(A) tail shortening. The transcript has 16 exons. Lineage: Eukaryota; Metazoa; Arthropoda; Insecta; Hymenoptera; Formicidae. Bases 243 to 6506 code for a protein of 2087 amino acids. The record is from RefSeq and is a predicted model, not a curated record. Gene Ontology annotation, molecular function: protein binding; RNA binding. Gene Ontology annotation, cellular component: nucleoplasm; P-body.
CUGUCCUUCAAUCCGAGGCGCAUUUUCAAUAAGAACGCUGUGAUUAUACGAGAUAUGUGGUCUUGCGUGUGUGAAGAACGUGUGAUUUUUCCGUGGGAAAAGUGAGACCGUCGUUGAACACGAAAGCCGACAACGGAUCGUCUCGCAGAUCUCCACUGGCAUGGAGCUAGGAGCGCACUGAUAGCGUUAGUUUACGAGAUCUUGGUUUCUAUGCAUUGCCUGCCAAAGAAGAACUGAGCCCAAUGUUUCCACACAAUUCUAGUUCACAUGAGAUUUCUACAGAAACAAAUGCCUUCGUACAAAAUUCCAUGGGGGAUGUAGUAGUAUUAGGGGAAAGCAGUCUGGAUGGGGUGGGGGAAGGGGAAGGAUCAGAGCACACUAGGUACUGUGAUAUCGAAUCGAUAGCAAACAGCAGCAUGAUGGCAGCACCUAUUAGCCAUCCCGAAGCUACCGCCGCCAAUGACUUUUCAACCGUCCUGCUGAACCAAGCUGGUGAGUUCAACUCAACCGGCAUAGGUAAGGCCUGCCAGUCAGUGGCGCCAGCAACCACAAAAUACCCAACAAAUCACCUUCUAAUCUGCGAUAAUAAUAAUAAAAUAAAUAAUCACAACAAUGCAGAACAUAAUCAUCACAAGUACAGAAAGCAAAACACACCGGGCUUGCUUGGUUUGCAGCUGGGCAGCUCCGCCAAUAACUCUAAGUCUAUUUGUAAGACAUUAAGUGAUAAUAAGACUAGCUUUAGUAAUCUAUAUAUUAGAGUAUGUAUAAGGGUACGUGUAAAUUUUGAAAGGGACGAAGCGUAUCGCGCCGUUGGGGUACCUAGCCUAGUUAGGAUACCCAAGUCUGAUAGUCCCCAACGGUUGUUACGCCUCCCUAACUCUGACGACAAUUACUCCUUACUAGGGUCCUGCCUUGACCUAGGCGACAACAAUAAAUUUAAGGCUAAUUUUAGUUAUGUAAGUAAUAACAACUCCAAGUCUGUGAUAUUGCUCAGCUCAACCAGUUACAGUAAUCAUUACCUCCUCUUUAGUGGUGGCUUUGACAAGAUAGCUGCUGUUAUCCCGGUACUUUGUAUUAAGAGGGACGAUUCUACCACCACAUCGAAUAGAAUGAAACUACUAGGUGAUAAGUACGCCCUAGUUACCAGUUUUGCUCAGACCUCCAGACUGCUUGCAAACAAUAGAAUUCUGGACGAUUCUAACAUCCGAAUCUCGCUGAGCCGCCGAAUAGUACGACACCUCUUGAAAUUGCAUUUCAACGGCAACACUCUAGUACCGGUGUCUAUUUAUUACGCUCAGAAGUUUGCGAUGUACGCCGCCAGUUCUUCCAUUACGCUUAUCGUUUUCAGAAACGAAGUAAUUGACCACACUUUGCGAUCUUUCCUGAAAAAUCUCACACAAUUAUAUGUACAAUCUUCUAUUUCUCCAUUAUGUAAUGUCACUGUGACCGAGCUGAUGCAACACAUAUGUGUUCCAUUAUUAGUAAUAUGUAAAAGUAAUGAUUACAACGUUGGUAAUAAUUAUAAUGAAUAUUAUAAUAACGAGUACAGUAACGUUAGUAGUAUUGAAGAGGAAAUUAAUAUUAAUAAUAAUAAUAAUCCAGAUGUUAUCGGAAACAUUGUUGACAUCGCUGUGUGCUACAAGACUAGUGUAAUGACUACUAAUGUUAGGAUCUUAGGGUCUCAAAAUGAUGGUAUUAGUUGUACCGAAGCAACAAUAUUUACUGUUGGUGCUCUUUUAUUUCAGGAUAACAAUAAGCCUCUAAACACUUGUUUUAAGAUUAGUAGAUAUAAUAGGGGAUUGGUCGCUACCGAUCGUGAAUCUAACUCUACCAUUAAGUCUGUAUGUAGGUCUACGCUAAGCGAUAAAUGUAAUAGUAACGUUAAGUUUGAAACAUCUCAUGCCGCUCGACUUGACGAAUCUGACAACAGAAAGCAAGUUAAGUUGACUGUCAACAUUCCUAUAAUGACUACCUGCAAGCCUACGAUGACGCUUACAUGCCAAUCAGCCACCGUCGCAUCCCAAACAAUUGCUGUACCUGUGUCUCGGGCGGAGAUUCGCACGAACGACAAUGAAAUGCGAUUGGAAUAUUUCAAUGUACUCCAAAAUGACCAAAUAUGUAUCCAAUAUAUGUUGCUAAGUCAUACAGAUGAUCUUAAUAAGAAUGACUAUUUGUGUCAUUAUGACGCAACUAAAUUUAAACUCGUGCAAAUUUAUGCUAUUGACAAGCUCAAGGCUACUACAACAACAUCGAAAGAUGACGCUCAGUUGAUCUGCAAAUAUGACCGAGAUAAUCUUAGACGCGACCAAAGUCGUAAGAACGAUGACAAUGAUUAUGAUGAUGAUAAUGAUAAUAAUGAUGCCAUCAUAUGCAACGGCAACGAAGAUUCCAUUGUAUCGUCUACGUUGCAAUGGUCAUACCUUAUAAAGUGUGUGCGUGCGUUAAUUCCUGCUUGUCGAAGAACAUACGAGAAGUACGGGAGCGAAUAUGGAGUUCAACAGCGUCAACUAAAAUCCAUCUUGGACAUCCUGUUUCGUAAUCCUGUUUCGAAGUUAUAUGACAAAUACAACGAGCCUAUUACAAGUUACAAACAACGUUGGGGCAUACCAAUGGUUCUGCGAUUAGCAGGGGGUGGAGAGAGUUCCUUGAAUAGCGGUGGAGCUACCAAUUGGGGAACGACGCAAGCCACUACGCCGAAUAACAACAAUACGAAUCAGAGUGGAUGGGGCGGUACACCCGGAAAUCCACCCGGUAGUGCUAAUGCACCUAAUAAUUGGGGCGGAAACACCGUCAACCGAUCUGUUACUGGAAAUCCAAAUCAAAAUCAAAAUCAAGGACCGCCUGGAAGUCAAAAUAAUUCGGGUAAUGUGAGUAAAGUUACGAAUCCUAAUCAACAAUCGAAUCAACAAUCUGGUCCGCCAACAUCUCAAUCAAAUAAUCCUACUCAAGCGAAUCAGAAUAAUAACCAAUGGCCUCAGGGAAAGUCUAACAACCCAGGUGGUCUUGGACAAAAUCCAUCAGUGCAAAAUAAUAACAGUAGUGGUGUUCAACAACAACAAUCUUCAGGUUCGAAUGCGAAUAACAAUCAAUCGAAUAAUCCUACCCAAGGAGCUGUCAGUAUCGGCACUACUUCGGCGACUAAUAAUCCGUCUACGAAACAACAACUCGAACAACUUAAUACGAUGAGAGAAGCGCUCUUUAGUCAUGAUGGUUGGGGCUGCCAAAACGUGAAUCAAGAUACAAAUUGGGACGUGCCAACGUCUCCCGAACCAAGCAUGACCAAAGACGGUGUACCGAUCUGGAAACCACCAGUGAAUAACGGUACCGAUUUAUGGGAGGCGAAUCUGCGUAACGGCGGACAGCCGCCGCCUCAGCAACAGACGAAAACACCGUGGGGCCACACUCCGGCUACCAAUAUUGGCGGUACUUGGGGCGAAGAUGAUGAAACAGCUGAUUCGUCUAACAUGUGGACCGGUGCGCCGACGCAGUCACAACCGAGCGCUGCUCAGUGGACCGGUACUGCCGGCAAUCAAGCUGGAUCCAAUUGGAGCGAUCCCAGAAUAGACCACAGAGAUCCAAGAGACUUGCGAUCUGUAGAUCCGAGAGAGAUGCGUGACCCACGAGAUCAUCGUAUGUCCUUGGAUCCACGAGAUCACAUGCGCGUAAUGGAACCGAUGGCUCGUGAUCCGCGAAUGGCCGAUAUGCGCGGUGAUCCACGUGGAAUAUCAGGACGUUUGCAUGGCGCAAACGCGGAUGCGAUGUGGAGCCAGCCGCCUGGGCCUCCUGGGCAUCAUCAAAUGGGUCAUCAACACCCAUCUGGACCGCCGGCCAAAAUGCUUAAUCCAUCGAACAUGAAUCAGUGGGCCGCGCCACCGCCAAAGGAUAUCAUGCCCGGUAAACCGACUGGAUGGGAAGAACCCUCGCCGCCGACACAACGCCGCAACGUGCCCAAUUAUGACGAUGGUACUAGUCUCUGGGGAAAUCCGGGUGCUAAUCAGCGCGCUAUACCGGGUAGUAAAGUAUCACACUGGAAAGAUAUGCCUGCACCGAACUUGGCUCGUGGAGGCAUGCAAUGUCCACCAGGAAUGCCGCAGAACAGAAUGCCAGGACAACCUGGAAUGAAACCGGACGUUGGUAAUCCUAUGUGGGGUCACCCCGGCGCUCCCAGCGGACGCAACGGAACUUGGACAGAUGGACCGCAUGAUACCGCAUCCUGGGAUGAUCCUAAGACACCUGCUACAUGGAAUGAGCCUCAAUUGAAUCCAGCUUGGAGUGCACACAAGCCAAAGCCUAUGGUACCUGCUGGUGGUUGGGGCGAUUCUGAUAUGGAUCCGACUCCCAGUUGGGCGCAUCCUACGAAGCCCACUUUAACGAAGGAAGUUAUAUGGAAUAGUCGCGAAUUUCGAUAUCUGUGCGAAUUAGGAUUUAAGAAAGAAGACGUUGAAGCAGCAUUAAGAAAUCGAGAGAUGAACCGAGAUGAAGCACUGGAACUUCUCAAUCAAAUACGUCCUGUCGAUCAAUGGAGACGUCACGACACGCAUUCUGGUUAUGAUCCAGCGCAUCAAGCGACUACCGCACCUGCAUAUCCCCGAUUCAAUCAUGUGGGACAGCAGAUGUCAUUUCCUCCAGGCGGAGGAGUGCCCAGUGGAGCAACCAGUGGAGGCGUAGGUGGUUCUGUAACCAGUGCUAGUCUUCUCAAACUUCAACAACAACAACAGCAACAGACAGCUGUUCCGCUACAGCAACAGCAGCCAAGUACCAAUGCACCACAACCUCCUUUCAAUCAGGCAUCUCGCACAACACAGAAUCAGCCAAGUACACAGCAACUGCGUAUGCUCGUGCAACAAAUUCAAUUAGCUGUCCAUGAAGGAUAUCUAAAUCAUCAGAUUUUGAAUCAACCAUUAGCGCCUCAAACUUUGAUGUUAUUAAAUCAGUUGCUGCAGCAAAUCAAGGUUUUGCAGCAAUUGCAUCAACAACACUCUCUUCAGAAUACUUCAAUGAAAGGAGGCAAUCAGUCUUCUCUGCAGAUUAGUGUUCAAAUUACAAAAACCAAGCAGCAAAUAACGAAUCUGCAGAAUCAGAUCGCAGUACAGCAAGCAACGUAUAUGAAACAACAACAACAACAUCCAGCUCCUCCGUCACAAGCAUCAGAGUACUAUAAAUCCUCUGUGCACGAUCCUAUGUCAGCUUUGCAGAACAGUUUUAGUGAUUUAACAAUGAACAAAGAACCUCCAGUGAGUCAGCAACAGUCAAGAUUAAAUCAAUGGAAACUACCAUCGAUCGACAAGGACGGUGAUUUAGUAUCAAACGAAUUUUCCCGUGCUCCUGGAACUACAAGUAAACCGCCUACAACACCUGGAGCUUUGACUCAAUCGCAUAGCAGUCCGAACAUGAAUCCAUUAUUAGGUCAAAGCGACGGCACGUGGUCUUCUAGACUCGGCGAUAGCGGCUGGCCUGAUCCAGGUAACAGCGAUUCGACCGAUGGAAAGGACUGGCAACCAGGUGGUGCCGCAUAUACAGAUCUUGUACCGGAAUUCGAACCAGGGAAACCAUGGAAGGGUACCCAGAUAAAAAGCAUCGAGGAUGAUCCUAGUAUCACUCCCGGUUCUGUCGUGCGCUCUCCAUUAUCCUUAGCAACUAUCAAGGAUCCCGAUACGAUUUUUUCGUCGAGCAGCAAGACAUCACCGCCACCGCAAACAGCCAAUCCUGACACAUCGAUCCCGAGUCUAAGUAAUUCCACGUGGUCAUUUAAUCCACCAGCCACCACACCUAGUGCUUUUACUAGCACUUCCAAAAAUACAUGGGGUGAGUCUGCUCCUCCGCCCACUGCUGUGACUUCGGAGCUGUGGGGUGCGCCAAUGAGCAAAGCGCGCGGCCCACCUCCCGGUUUGGGUAGUAAAGGAGCUACAAACGCAAGCAAUGGCUGGGGAGCCGGCUUAGGAACUGUCAGUAGAUCAUCUAGUUCGUGGGGCCUUCAGUCGUCAUCGGUUAGCAAUACAGGUUGGAUGUCUACUUGGCUUUUAUUGAGGAAUCUUACUCCUCAAAUCGACGGUUCCACUUUGAAAACAUUAUGCAUGCAACAUGGACCGGUUCAAGAUUUCCGUCUCUAUCAGAAUCAUGGAAUUGCUUUGACGAAAUAUUCUUCUCGCGACGAGGCAAUCAAGGCACAAGGAGCCCUAAACAAUUGCGUCCUGGGUAACACAACGAUAUUUGCCGAGUCGCCCGGAGAGAGCGAGGUGCACACGAUUCUGCAGCAACUCGGCCACGGCGGACAGCAGCAAGCCGGUAGUUCCGGCGGGGCCGGUUGGGGCCUUAGACCAACUAACAAAGCUGGCCCGCCACCCGACACCUGGGGAGGCAGCUCUAGUCAGCUCUGGGGCGCCCCGCCUACUAGCAAUUCCCUGUGGAGCAAUGCCGGGAUAGACAACAGUGACCAGCAACGAGCAACUCCCAGUUCUCUCAACUCGUACUUACCCGGAGAUCUUCUGGGAGGUGAGUCGAUGUAGAGAACGAGAGGCCAUCCGCCCGAAAUUUUGUCAAAUAAGUAAACAAAUUCACUUGCUUAUGACGCAAGUCCAAAGAUGCAGCUCGGCUGACGCAAAUUUCGUGAUCGAAUGCGUAUUACUUCCUCUUCCGAUCCCUUAUUCCUCUAAAUCACAUUUUGUAUAUCUAAGUAUUAUCACGUUACUGGUCGGUGUUUUUGGUUAGAGCAGAUACAAGCAGUAUCUGCUUAUAUAUACUCUGUCGAUGAUAAGAAAGAGCGAACAUAUGAGAGGAAGAGGGAAAGGAAGGGAGAAUUGUGAGAGAGUGAUAGAAAGAAAGAGAGAGAGAGAGAGAGAAAGAGAAAAGAAGAGAAUAUGUAUGUACGUGCGUAUGCGCGCGCGUACACGUGUGCGUGUGUGUGUGCGUGUGCGCAAAAGAGAACGAAAGGAAAUGAGACGGACGAGGUCUUCACGAAACGUCAAUUAUAUUGCUAGGAAAUGCAAUUACUAUAACGAGUUACUUAACAAAGAAAUUACUACCCUCGUAUCCGCCUUGAGUAGAAAACACGCGUAAGCGAAAUAAUCGCAAUGGUAUACAACCAAAUUGUGCGAUAGAUAUCUAAUUUUACAUGACAAAUCACAUCCACACACAUAUACACAUAUACAUUCAUAAGAACACUUAAUAGAAAAAAAGAAAAGUACUUUCAAGUACGAAUGCGGUCGCGUCAUUACUCUCGAAGGAGAUAUAAAUAUCUCUAAAAGAUUUAUAAAUUGCGGAAGAUCAAGUUAAGUCAAGUCAUACCAAUCGCAACGGUCUUUUCAUCAAUUUCUUGGUGCGUGUACUGCGUGCGAUCUGCCACGAUAUGUAACGACGAAAUGGCGUUUUCGUCGUUCUAAUCUUGUAAGUACGUAUUUCUAAUCUGAAAAUAAGACAUAAACAAGAGAAGAGAAGAAAGAGAGAAAGAAAAAGAAACUCGGCGCUCUUUGUGCUGUUUUACUGGGAAGAAAGGGCGCUUUUCUCAAUGAGGAUUUAUCGUCGAGGGUCUCUGAUCAGGUGAAAGAGUGUUCCAUUUUUUGCUGGACAGUUCCGAAGACUGCAGCGAGUAUCAAAUGUAGACUGUAUCAAUCUAAUCAAAAGAAAAGAAAAACCUUAAAAAACAAGCAUUGACGUCGCUGCCUGGUGUUCUGCCCCGACUUCCAAUCCCCACCGCGCUCUGGACCCCCCACGAAUAUGGAAGAAACAAGAGGAAUGCAGGGAUAUCAGAUCAACUGGGCAACGACGCAACGAUACCAAAUGUUAUCGCAAUAACGUAAAUUUUAUUCUAUAUUAAAUCUAGAUGCCACCUGUCGUGCCAAUGUCCAGUGUGUCUCUUUACCAUUUAUUAACGUAGAGUUUAAAUGAAAAAAAAAAGAAGAUAAACGGAAGAUAAGGAGAAAUGGAAAAAAGCGAGAUGAAGCGAUUAGAGCACGAAGCGUUGAAAAAAAUCGAGGAAAAUGCUGAUAUAAAUGGCUAAUAAAGCGGCUGAAAAUAUCGGGUAUACAUGAAAAAUAAACAUGAAGACGAGUAAUGAACGCUACAUACCGAUUACCGUGUAUGUAGUAUAUUACGCUUCUCUUGUUAGUGAUGAUAUUUCGAACUCACAGUAAUUACAAUAAUCCGCGUAAGAUCGCAAUGUGAGAAAUGGCGAUGUUACGAAUGGAUGGCAUUUAUUAUGGGCGCAUAUACUGUCGAGCGGAGCUCGCAGUCUCUAGGAUGAAUUUAAAUUAGUUUUUCUCUUCAACGUCAAAGGUACCUGAAUGGACUGAUAACCAAACGACGAACAAGCGAACCGUUAAUUACUCAUGCACAAGUUUCCUUACUUUUUUCUUUCCGUUUCUCCGCGUGUCGGAGCAUUUGGAAAUGUUUCGCGAUCAAUCAUUAGGCGCGUAAAAUCGUGAAAGAUGUGAAAAAGAGAUGGCUUUUUUUCCUUCGUCAAUUAAGACAAAGAAUAAGAACAAAUUAUAUACAUAUAUACAUAUAUAUGUGUGUGUAUGUAUAUAUGCUAUAUAUAUAUAUAUAUAUAUAUAUAUAUAUAUAUAUAUAUAUAUAUGAAAAUUGAAGGAAGAAAAGAAACACAAUCACAAGACGCGAGCCGCGCGCGAUACAAAUGUGAACAACUACAUAUAUACACAUGCUGAUUACACAUCGUUUGCCACGCAUGACUGAACUUGCAUGCUUGCAAAUAUCAACACGCCAAGCUAAGGAAAUGUACACAGUAGCAUUGGUCGACAAUGAUUAUCGCCGCUUCCAUGCGAUCGGUCGAUCCUCGCGGAUAUCGGACUAUUAUACUUUGGCAUACCGUUAAAUCAAAAAGAAAACAUUUUUAUAUCUGUUGCCUUCCAAGAGAGAGAGAGAAAGAGAGAUUGCGAGAGUGUGAGAAAGAGAGAGAGAGAGAGAGAGAGAGAGAGAAAGAGAGAGAUUGUUUUGUAGGAGACAUCAUCAAAAAGAGGCACGUUUCUCAUGUGCUAUGACGAAAAUACCGGUGCAUCGGUCCGCGAUGUGUCCGCGAUGAGAAUCCGCGCGGUUCCGCCGUUCAUGUCGCCUCGACUCUGUCGGCCAGUGUUGUUACGUAAUGCUUAAUUUUAAUAUUUUCGUAAGAAUGCAUAAUUUAAGGAGUAUUCAUAAUUACUAUCUAACGUAGAUAGAAUUCAAGAGGAAGCGGAAAAGAACGCGACGGUACGAUUAUGACGACUAUACGAGCUCCUCAGUUGCAAAGCGAAAGAAAAAAAA